CGACUGGGUUCGUGACAUGACGGAUCGUGUUCGAGGAGCGGAUUGUGUCCGACACAUUUUAGGAGCACACGUGUUACUCCAGUGUAGAUGCGCUGCACACUUGAUAUGAGUCGUGAUAUUCUUUGAGGAACAAAGACUUAAUGGAUUUUUUUUCCAGACGUACUUGAGGUAAUGAUUUGUUUUUCUUUUCUUUUAGACCACCUGGGUUACGCUUGUUCCAUUUACAAACAGUGCGACUGUAACAAUGUGCAUGGUUGUGGGGUUAGUGUUCAAGUGUGAGGAAUACAGAUGAUACAAUUUUUUUCAAAAGAUAACGUUACUUUUUAAUCAAACAGGGAAGUGCCAACCACACAAAUAUGAACAAAGUAGUUCUGUGCCAACCACACGAAUAUGAACAAAGUAGUUCUGUGCCAACCACACAAAUAUGAACAAAGUAGUUCUGUGCCAACCACAUGAAUAUGAACAAAGUAGUUAUGUGCCAACCACGCGAAUAUGAACAAAGUAGUUCUGUGUCAACCACACGAAUAUGAACAAAGUAGUUCUGUGCCGACCACGCGAAUAUGAACAAAGAAGUUAUGUGCAAACCAGAAGAAUAUGAACAAAGUAGUUCUGUGCUAACCAUAGGAAUAUGAAAAAAAGUAAUUAUGUGCCAACGAUAGAAAUAUAAACAAAGCAGUUCUCUGCCAACUAUAGGAAUAUGAACAAACUAGUUCUGUGCAAACCAUAGGAAUAUGAACAAAGUAGUUCUGUUUAUUUUAGUAAAACUACUGACCUUUCAGCUGCUUGUAUUCAUCAUGUAAUAUAUUUUGUUAAUGCUCUGAGAAAUAUAUGACAAAAAAAGUGAACGAUUUUAAAAAAUGUUUCAUAAAUUUUAAUUACCGAGAAAAUCGAUAAAUUCCUUGAGAUACCGAUUCACGAAACGUGCUGAACGGGGUUAGGGGGGGUGGGGGUUCUCAACAACCUCGGGAGCUAGCACUCCCUAGGGGUGCCUGACGGCAGUAAGGGUUUGAAAAAAAAGUACCUUCAGAGCAGAGCAGCCAUUGACUUUUAAGGCACGAUAUACAUGUUUAUUUAUUUUGAAUCUUCAUUUGUAUUAUAAUGAUUCGCUUUUUUGUUUAUGAUCUAUAGUUAUCCUUGCACUACAGACAACAGAAAGAGGUCUAAGACACUGGGCUGGGUUAUUUUAAUAGUAUACAGUAUAGGAUUGCGUCCAAGCCUCGUGAAAUAAGCGUGAAGAAGGGAGAUUGUUGCCGUUUGAAUGUUCGGCUAUUCAGAGUCCGAGCCAAUCUUCUUCAACACUCCUAAGGACAAGUUCAGCACUUGUGACAUUUUGUAUGGAUGUUGUGGAAAUGUUUAUGGUUAGCGUUAAACUCCUACUUGUUUCAUUACUUUUUAACACGAAUGUUUAUUUUGUCCGCUCUUAACAUGUUCGGAUGUUUGAUAAAAAAAAAAAAAAUGUUGUGCUACAUUAUUUCGACCCGUCAUCGGGUCUCAGCAUCGCUGUAAGUCUGUGCCAACCAGUCUCUUGAAUCUGUAGAGAUGCUAAACUCUGUUGGCGUACACACACACCAUUCUCUGGAUCUGAUACCAUUUAUGUUUAUUGAUAAAAACAAAACGUGUUUUAAUCACAUUGUACUUAUUCACUCUCAGCAAAUGGAAAAAAAAUGUAUGAUCAAGAUAAGAAGUUUUUGAUCUAGUUAAAAUUAAAUGUAUGUCAUUUUAAUGUAUUGUCUCGAACUUGAAAAAAAAUAUCAAUGAUGUGCCUUAAACCACACUUCCUCAAACACGACAUUGACUUCAAGAGUCUUUUUGUGUAUCUACAUCGGCCAUCUCUUUCACUCUGACUGUGUUGCUGUAUUUUUUGCUCUAUUUCUGUUUUUCUUUCUCUCCCUCUUUUUCUCUCUUUCUCUUUUUCUACGGGUUUCAACUCUCUCUCUCUCUUUCGUUUUCUCUCUAUUUUUUUACGAUUCGUUCUCACUCCUUCUCUCUAUAUAUCUUUCUCUCUCUCUCUCUCUCUCUCACUAUCUCUCUCUUUAUCUCCCGUUAAUCACAAUAGCUUCCACUCUCUCAAAGAUUGUAUCGUUGAUCCUUGAAAUGACUUAUCCAACAAUAUGUGUGGUUGACAUACUGAGGCAAAUAGAGAAACAGCGAAUACUUUGCAGUGCGUUAUCUAAUGUCACGUCACCUAAAUUGGAUAGGGCAAAGUACUCGUAAUGUGAAUGGCGAAGUUUCGAUUCUUAUGCAUUAUCUUUCAUUGUAAGCCAGUGCCCCAUUUUCAGAUAAAGGACGGCCAUUUAGAACCAUUUACAAAAUGGUUAGUGGCGCACCUUGACUAAAUGCCACCGGGGGACGGGGGGACCCUCCUAUCUGCCCACAACCAACACACGUCAAUUAUACUUUAUAAUACAGGUAAAUCCAAAAGCCUGGCCGGGGGCUGUCGUCCCCAUUGCCGCUGCCCUUAGUUACACCAUUGCUUAAAAUGACGUUGUUAAACUUUAAGAAUAAUAUUCAGCCACUUACGUUUGUUGUUUAGACUGGCGUGAAUUAUAAAAGCACACAAGUGAAGAAAUAUGAACCUGGAAAUGCCGAUCAAUUCAUCAGUGGAUAUAGCGGGAGGUGGGGAAAAAAUGGGCGGAGAUGUGGUGUUUAUCUCUGUUUAACAAUCAUCCUUUUUUUUUUUUCUAUGUCUUAUCAUCGACAGAAAGGGAGAAUGAAGAGAUCGAAACACUGGAACACCUCGCUCAUGGUUACCCUGAUGGUCACACUGGUCGCCUACCCAUGUCUGGGCGUAGCAGGAGACAAUCAAGAGUCCAGCCUAACACGCAGUGCUUCCGGAGCCAUCGUGCUACCUGACAUUUCUGUCUCUGGUGACACAACAACUCCACCCAACACGGAAGUUAAACCCGACCCCAAAGCUUCGGACCCGGCAACACAUCCGGCUGUCGGCCUGUCAAGCGUGAACAGCUCCGUUGACGUGCUGAUGGCCGACUUGGACUCUAAAAGGAACCUGACCCGUUUCCUCUCCCAGCCGGUCGUCAACGAUCACAAUUUUGAAUUCAUCCGCAACCCGAUCGACGCAUGCGCGGGGAGCGCACCGCCGGAGGUGCUCUUCGUGAUCCCCUCUGCUCCGGGAAACUCGGAGAAGCGGGACCGCGUCAGGAAGGGGGCCCUCGGCGCGUACGCCAGGGAGCCUUCCAACAACGCCACGGUCUUGUUCUUCACGGGCACCCCGGACUGCUCCGAGGACUGGGCGCUCCAGCAGGCCCACAUCGACGACGAGUUCCACCUCCACGGGGACAUCGUCCAGGAGAACUUCCCCGACGUCUACAGGAACAUCCGCCUCAAGGCCGUGUCCAUGCUGAGGUGGGCGGUGACGUAUUGCAAGCACGCGAAAUACGUCAUCCGCACGGACGACGACGUCGUGGUGAACGUGAAACAGAUCGUCUCCGUCGUGCGUCAGAAACAUCGGGACCACCUCGAGUUCGUCAUCGGGGUCGUGAAAGACGACUGGAAACCGGCGAGGAAUAAAGGCAAGUACCACAUGUCCGUGGAGGAGUACCCAGACCCGUUGUAUCCACCUUUCGCGCUCGGCGGAUUGCUUGGGUACCCGCUGACGUCGGUGGCGUUGUUGUACCAGGCGGCGCUGCGGGUCAAGCCGAUAUGGCUGGACGACGUCUACAUCACGGGGAUCUGCGCGAGUAAGGUGGGGGUGACCUUGCUGAGGGAUCCUAAUUUUAAAUUUACCCAUGUCAAAUCUACAAAAUGAGAAGUGUCGGUUAUUUAUAC
Lymnaea stagnalis (great pond snail) is the source of this 3786-nucleotide messenger RNA. The record is from the annotation of a GenBank genome assembly. Lineage: Eukaryota; Metazoa; Mollusca; Gastropoda; Lymnaeidae.